AUGAUGUUGUUGGCAUACCUACCCAUUGGAUGUGCGGUGUUUUUGAUUCGUUUGUUUAUUGGUGUACACACGUUCUUCGUUGCGUGCCUACUACGAAAAUCCACCAUUAUCCGGUCUGUUGUGCUUCGCAUCAUGUGCGCAAUACUAGGCAUCGUAGUUCAAAGUGAAGGAAAGAGAUGCUCUAAAGUGAAUAUAAUUUGUGCGAACCACGUGAGCGCCUUAGACCAUUUGGCCGUGGACCUUGUUGAGCCAUGCGUACUGCCAUCAGUGUGGGAUAUCCCUUCAAUAAUCAGGUGGUGUUUUGGAUACAUCGACCUCGGUGCACGAGAUGGACGUGAUGAGCUUGUGCGACGAGCGAGACAACAUGUUGAUAGCGAAAAUCUUCCUCUGCUGUCGUUUCCUGAAGGUGCUAUAACAAGCGGUCGUAAAGGCCUAUUGAAAUUUAGUUCCUGGCCCUGCGAGAUUUCCGAUCAGGUGCAACCGCUGACUAUACGUAUCUCACGCCCACUCUUCGAUAUAUCUCCUUCCCUCCUUGGGUCCACAUGGUGGGCCGACGUUGCUUGGUUUGCGUUUCUACCCUUCAGUGUUUAUCAUCUUACUUGGCUUCCUGUUCUGAAGAGACGAGAGCAUGAAACAGUGGAAAGGUUCUCCGCAAGAGUGGAAGCUGGAAUAGCGGAACAUCUUGGAAUAGUUGUUACAAACCUAACACAUAUGGACGCUGUAGAAGCUGCAAAAAGACAUCUUCAUUCGCGAGCAACUCCAACCCCGGUCAGGGUGGGUAUUGCUUCUAGAGAAACUCGUUCGUAUUAA
Messenger RNA from Haemonchus placei, 810 nucleotides. The record is from the annotation of a GenBank genome assembly. Lineage: Eukaryota; Metazoa; Nematoda; Chromadorea; Rhabditida; Trichostrongylidae.